Molecule: messenger RNA, 1014 nt
Organism: Penicillium samsonianum
Lineage: Eukaryota; Fungi; Ascomycota; Eurotiomycetes; Eurotiales; Aspergillaceae
Exons: 2
Coding region: 1-1014 (337 amino acids)
Source: RefSeq, a predicted model, not a curated record
AUGUUAUCAGAACUUUCAAAUCUGGAAAGUGUUGCUCUGCGCUUCGACAAGCACUGUUCCGUUGAUCCCUGUUUUGCCGACAAGCCCCAGACAGAGCUAUACCGGCCUACUGUUUUGAAAUGGCUCUUUGCGGAAUUAGUGUCUUUGCAGCGACCGUUGAAAGAACUCGCGAUCCAGAAUCAUCAGAACAUAGCUCCACCCCCGGGAAAUAUUUUGGAUCAGAUGGACAAAGUGCUGAGCACGCUGACGUCUCUAAGACUCCAUAUGGUACAUGAAACAGAUGAUGCCUCUCCCGAUACUGAGAUAUCUAAAUACGAGCCACAUCAGUUUUUCACAUACACACUGUCAGCAUACUGGCUUAAGCCCGCAAUGGGAUCGCUCCAAAAACUUUCUCUGUACUCUAGCAUGUACUGGGGCUUUUAUCCCCAUGUUAAACUGGACGGAAUUCACUUCCCUAAUUUGAAGUCGCUCACUCUUGGCAAUUUCUCUUUUUACGAAGACAAACAGCUGGACUGGAUCACCUCUCACUCCACACUACAGGAGCUUUAUCUCAACAACUGCCCUAUCCUGUUUCAUGUCGUAAUGAAUGACAGCGAACAGGAGCUCUCCCACUGCCCCAAAGAUAAAUCCGGCCUGCAACGCAACGGGGACUGGAAGCUUGAACAUCAUUAUCCACAUCGGUGGUAUGACUAUUUCGUCGCGAUUGAGAAAAGCCUUCCGCAUCUCCAUCACUUUAGAUUUGGGAUCAAUCCGGAGUGGGAUAAAUUUGUGUUGCCAUUUGAAAGGGAAAUGGAUAUUGUGCCGGCCUUCAAGAAAGACCGAUAUAUGGGAUUCCAUGGCGGCAUCGGCGAUUUGGGCCCGGAAUAUCUGCGCCCAACUUGCGACGAAGAAGAUAGGAAGGCAUUGAUGGCAUUGUAUCGGAAGAUUGGGCAGCAAAUAGACUGUGGAACGUUCAGUUUAGGCGGCUAUACGGUGGAAAAUCUGAUACAAACGAAGGACAUUUCGGGAUAUUGA